Messenger RNA from Closterium sp. NIES-65, 4182 nucleotides. The record is from the annotation of a GenBank genome assembly. NCBI's taxonomy places the organism in Eukaryota, Viridiplantae, Streptophyta, Zygnematophyceae, Desmidiales, Closteriaceae.
AUGGCAUUGGACGCCGCGAGGCUGAUUCAGCAGGUCGGGAUGCAGCAGCUGAUGCGCCGUCGACAGUCGCCUCGCCGAACCUCAGCUCCGGAACAGCUGCCCGACCCGCAGCCCAGCACGUGGGCGUAUUCCCGCCCCGUGGUCAUCCUCGACGCGUUUUGGAACCUCGCCUUCGUUGUAGUCACAGCCAUCACGCUCUUUAUAAGCCAGGCGCGCAACGAGCGCCCGCCCGCGCCGCUGUCUAUCUGGUUACUCGGUUACGCCGUGCAAUGCGCCGUGCACGUGAUCUGCGUUCUGCUGGAGCACGAGCGGCGGGAGAGCCGGCGCGUACGGGAGCAGCGGGAGCAGCGCAGGGAGAGGAGACGCGGGCGGGGGAGGGGGAGGAGGGGGAGGCGCGCAAGGGGAGAGCGGAGGGAUAGGGAAAGGGAGAGAGGGAGGGAGAUGAGGGGGGGCGGGGAAGCGAACGAGGGGGACGAGAACGUGAAUAGUGGGAGGGGUGAAGCGGGGGAGGCGGCGGGGGAUGUGGAGGGGACGAGAUUCGAUGCGUCGCGGGACCAAUCGGGGGAACGGGGGGGGAUGGGGGGGAGAGGGGAUGGCAGAGGAAAUGUGGAAGUGACGGGCAGCCGUAGCGAAAGGGAGAGAGAAGAGGAAUUCAUCUCCAUUCUACGCAGGAGGGACGCGGGUAGAGUGGCGACUCUAGACGAAGCAGCGUCUGUGCUUAUAACGGGACGGGCUCUGUUACUGGAAAGGGAAGUGCGCGAAGGGGAGGCGCUUGAGGGGCUUCUGGGGGAGGAGAGGGCGGGCGGGGAGGAUGGGAGGGGGGAUGGGCAGGCAAGGGCGGGCGGAAGAAUGAGGGGUGAGGAAGGAUCGACGGUGGAUGAUGAAGAGAUGAUGGUGGGAGCUGUGGAUGAAGGUGAAUCGGACGACUCAGAUCAGAGAGUUCGCCAACACCAUGUUCUCCUUCGCCUGGUGGCUCAAGCUUGCUCUCGUGAUCUCUCCUUCUCUCUCUCUCCUGCUCUCCCUCUUGCUUUCCCUCCCUUUCACCUAUUCCAGCCUGGCACAACGCGUAGAGUCAGCCAACACAAUGUUCUCCUUUGCCUGGUGGCUCGAGCUCACUUCCUCUCAUGCUCUCUCCUGCUUGCUCUCAUGCCUCCCUCUCUCCUUCUCACCCUCUCACCCUAUUGCAGCCUGGCACGGCGCGUAGAGUCAGCCAACACAAUGUUCUCCUUCGCCUGGUGGCUCGUCGGCUUCACGUGGAUCCUCUCCACCAUCGACGACUCUUUCAAAGACGCGCCCAUCCUCUCCUGGGCGACCACAGCCUUCCUGGCGUUUGACGUGUUCUUCGUCGUCUUCUGUGUGGCUGUGGCGUGCGUUGUGGGCAUGGCCGUGUGCUGCUGCCUGCCCUGCAUCAUUGCUCUCAUCUACGCUGUUGCAGACCAGGAAGGAGCAACACGAGAGCAGAUCGAAGCUCUCCCCAAGUUCAAGUUCUACCGCCAUCGCACCGCCGCCAACAACUCUUCCCAAGCCAGCAGCAUAUGCCCCUUCCACUCCUGCUCCUCCUCCUUCCGCCUCUCCUCGUCUCCCCCCCUCUCCUCCUCCACCACGUUCUCCUCCUCUCCAGCCACCCGAACCGCCCCCUGCCCCUGCUGCUCCUCCUCUGCCUUUGCCGGUGCCAUGUGGCGCAACGCGGUUGGCCUUGCUGCUGGGCUCUGGAGGCGGGCAGGCCGGGCAGGAGGAAAUAACAGCAGCAUCAGAAAUUCUCCAAGUGGCGAUGGGCUGGACGUCCGUGUGACAGUUGAGGAAGAGACAGGUGGCGUCAUGUCAUUGGUUGGCUCGGCCCAUCCGCCAAGGCGGAGGCAUGUAGAGGCGGAGGAUGCAGAAUGCUGUGUGUGCCUUGUAAGCCCUCGCACGUACCGCAUCAUCAAUUGGUACCUCAUGGGGUCCUUCUGGGCCAUGCUCAUCUGGCUCAUCGAGUGGUGGGGCCGCGUCGAGGUCCGGCUCUACGGCGAUCCCAAGGAUCACGCAUAUUACGGCAAGGAGAGCGCCUUGUGUGUGAGCAACCACCGCAGCGACGUUGACUGGGCCAUCGGCUGGGUUUUCUCCCAGAGGUGCGGCUGCCUUGGAGGCACGCGAGCGCUGAUCAAGGAGGAGGCCAAGUGGAUGCCUGUGAUUGGCUGGUCCAUGUGGUUCUCUGAGUACCUCUUCAUCGCCCGUAACUACGCCACCGACCAGCGGAGAAUACUCGACGGCUACGCUCGGCUGCGCAGCUUUCCACGGUUCUUCUGGGUGGCUCUGUUCAUGGAAGGCACGCGCUUCACGCCUGAGAAGCUCAAGGCGGCGCAGGAAUACGCCAAGGAGGCGGGGCUGCCCAUCCCCCGCCACGUGCUCGUGCCCCGCACCAAGGGCCUGGUGAUGUCAGUGGAGCAGAUGCGGGGACAUGCGGGGGCUAUCUAUGACUUCACCGUCAACUACCCCGUGGGAAAGAACCCCCCAACGUUCGCUAACAUUUUCAAGCGCAAGGCCUCGCAGAUUGACGUGUACUAUGAGCGGGUCCCCAUGGACCAAAUCCCUCAGGAUGCAGAGGGCAUCUCCAAGUGGUGCCAAGAAUCGUUUGUGAAAAAGGACAAGAACCUGGAUUAUUAUGUUGAACACAACGGCUUCAAUGAGAAAAUGAGGCUCAACACGACCAAGUCUCCGAAAUCCAUUUUGCACACGUGCUUCUGGACGGUUUUGAACUUCGUGGUAUAUGGCUGGAUCUUCACGCGGAACUUAUCGUACGAGCUCGAUCGUCUGGGAAAAGGCGACAGGAUGAUCCUGAUCCGCGGUGCGAGUCUUCGCGCUGCCAGGACGGCGUCGAAGGCGGACCAUCUGAUUUUCGGGUCGGCCUUCGGCUUCGAAGCCCUCGCCAUCCCCCUGUGCACCAGUGGCGGACCUCUUCCCGGCAGGCACUGCAGCGUCCUGCUUGUUGUGCGCCCUGGCGACCUGCUUUUGCCCGACGAGGAGGAGAUCGGGACGUUCUACCGCCACCUCGACCCCAAAACCUCCUCCAAGCGGCACGAGGAGGAGGCAGCCAACGUUCUGAGGUUUUUCAGCGAAUGCGUGAAGGCGGAGUUGAACCGUGGGGGAAGGCAGUCGACGGCUGCGCCUCCUUCCGCCAAAGUCCUCUCCGAACGUCUGGAGAGUCUUGCCGCCCCCAUCCGUGAUGUGAGUUUCCAACGUCCAUGUCGCCUUGUCGCCUGGGCUAUCGUCGUCCAGGCGUCGACUCACCCUUUUCGUCGGCGCCAUGUGCUUCGGAUGUUGAUGCAGAAAUUGCCCGACAUCCUCAAGGAGGAGGUCGCCGGCACGGGGCUGUUGGCGGUCAACGCGUUCGCGUGGUCGUUGGAGCAUCUGGACGACGUGCAUCGCAGCUACGAUCCGCUCAUCGUCGAGAACCCGAAGAUGGUCGGCUUGAAGGCGCUCCGACUGGAGCUGCUGCACCAAGCGGAGAAGGCCGCGCCAAACGAAGGGGAGGCGGCGUCGACCGUGGCCCGUGGCGUCGGAACCGCCAUCGCUCUGGGUGGGGAGGAGGAGCACGAGAGGGAGGACGUCGAGGGGGGCGGGGAGCACGAUGGUGGCUCGGAAGAAGAGGAGGACGUGGAGCGUGAGGAGGACGACGUGGCUGUCACCGGCGAAGAGGAAGCAGUACAGUUCGCCGGUGAGAAGAUUGCGGAUAAGAGCGGCGGCAGCGGACCCAAUUCGGGCAAGAAGGCCCGGGGCAGCAGUGGCUCGACCCCGACUAGGAUGGCGUCAAAGGCGGCUAUCGAGCGUCUGAAGGCGGCGGAGAGGGAGAUCAAGAAGCUGAGGGAGGAGAAGCUGGUGGCGGAAAAGAGGCUGGAGUUCCAGACGGCCCGGAACAACACGAUGUACGGCGUGGUCACCUCGGCCGUGAACAAGCUCACUACAGUCGCCGAGGGCGUGACCCAUCUCGAGCAGACGUCGGGGAGGAGCAUCCAAACGGCGGUGGACGCUAUGAGGGCGGUCGUGCAGGAGGCGGUGAGCUAUCGCGGCUCCACCCUAGAAUUCAUGAACACGCAGUGGCUGCCCACCGUGCAAGCCCUGCACUUGACGGCUACUGCUGCACAGGGUAGGCGACGGGAGGACGACCUCCUGCUGCUUCGAGGUGUGGCAGAUGCUCUUGGCUAG